AUGCACCACCCCCACCGGGUGCAGACCGCACCCUCGCCGCUGGCUCACGACCCGCGGUUUCGCCUCCUCACGCCAUACCAGAAGGAGCUGUUGUGCCCAUCCACCUUUACCACCGUCGGUCCGUCGUCUGUCGCCUUUGCCCGCCGGGCAAGUGCCCACGCCAGCUCGCCGGCUCGCCGCUCAGCGCAUCCCUCGUCGCGCCCAUCGCGGUAUGUCGCUAGGCCGCGGACGCUUCCGCCGCUUGAUCCACCAGUCCCGGCUCUGCCUCCGGCUGCAGACCUGCCUGAUGCCGCCGGCCGCACCCAGCAACACGGACAGGCCACCAUUCACAACCACUACUACGGCGUCUUUGCCGGCCACGACAGCGGUCGGGUCGAGUCUGCGCCGUCGACCACACUGCAGGCUACACCAUCGGCUGCGCCGUCGGCUCCUGCUCCGAUGAUUGCGCCAUCAGCGCCUGCUCCGCACCCCGCGUACUUCCCGGCGCCCUAUCCGACUUAUCAUCCGCCACCCUACUCGCAGUACCACGGGUGCGGACGCGGAUGUGGUCACGGAUGCUCCCACCAUGCUGGCUGUGGUCCAGCACCGGCGCCUCAGGCCUCGCCAUCGGUUGCCCAGCCUGCGUCGCAGCCAACGGUCUACUUUGUCCCCUACCCUGUCUACGCCGGGACGACGGCAGCAGCAGCGGCGCCGGUGGCUGCCGCCGAUCCUGCCCCGCCUACAGGCGCGUCGCCGCGGAGCCAACGCUCGUCGCGCGAGCUGUACGAAAAGUUCAUGGCCGACCGCUCGCAUCUGCUGACCGCGUCACCGGGCAAUCCGGGCUCGCCGCAAAGAGCAAUCCCGCGAGUCCAGCCCAAGUUUACAUCAGUCAAGCGAAGCCCACGCAAGGCUCGAUCGCGUGUCUCGACUGCGUCGUCGUCAAAGGUAGCUUCGCCGCCACGCAAGCCAAAACCGCCUCGGGCGCCGCCGCCGGCGGCGGCAAGCCCGUCGAUGGGCUCAAUUCUGGAGCUCAACAAGUCAGUGGAAGAGUUCCAGCCGUCGCGGUCGCUGCAGUGGGAGACUGAGGAACUCCGCGAGGUCCACGACGGGCACACCCGAUUUGUGACUGAAGAGGGCGACGGGCGCGAGUGCGCCAUGUGCAAGGAGGCGAUCUUUGGCUCGGCAGUCUUGGCCAUGGACUGCGUAUUCCAUCCGAACCACUUUGUGUGCGCCUACGAUCGCAAGCCGUUUGAUAACCUCACCUUUAUCCCGCACAAUGGCCUGCCGUACUGCGAGGCCCACUACCACGAGCUCUUCUCACCACAUUGUGCCCGACAGGGCUGUCCGGACUCGAUCAUCCGCGGAGUUGCCAUCUCUGCGCUGGGCGUUGCCUGGCACCAAGAGUGCUUCGUCUGCGCCGUCUGCAACGAGCCGUUCCCCUCGGGCGAGUUCUUCGAGUUUGAGGGACAACCAUACUGCUCCGAGCACUUUGCGCUCGCCACCGGCACCGUGUGCACUGGCUGCGGCGAGGCCAUCAUUGGCAUCUACGUUGUUCGCGGCGGUGAAAAGUUCCACGACCGCCCGGCUUGUCUUCCUUCGUCGUCAUCGUCAUCCACCCGCGCCACUCCAGGCUCACCGCGCCGCCGCUCGUCGCGCCGCGCACUCCGCCAGUCAGCUCACUCGCGCCGUCACGCGCGGCGGCGCAAGUCCCGCCGCGGCACCGAUGCUUUCCUGUAG
This is a messenger RNA of Thecamonas trahens ATCC 50062, 1716 nucleotides long. RefSeq names its product PXL-1 protein. Gene Ontology annotation, cellular component: Z disc; nucleus. The record is from RefSeq and is a predicted model, not a curated record. The transcript has a single exon. The coding region runs from base 1 to 1716 and encodes 571 amino acids. Gene Ontology annotation, molecular function: transcription coregulator activity. Lineage: Eukaryota; Apusomonadida; Apusomonadidae.